AUAGUUGUUGAUUGGAUGACCGCAUUCUGGCAUUUGUGCGCUUUAAUGGUGGAUUUGGUCAGUAUUUACAGUAAACAAGAUAUUUUUCAAGAGUACUUUAUUGGGCGAACAAAGAAGACAAUAACAAACCGAAACCGAGGCUUUGAGAGUGUUGACAGGAUCUGACAGAUUCUGUUGUGGAAAAAGCAGUGAGUGAAAACUUGAUGAAGAUUUUUUUAAGUGCUAAAGUGAAGAACAUUAAAAAUGAGGGAGGAAAUUGCAGCAGCAGUGGUGUUUUUAUCACGUUUAGUACGGCAGUGCGGUAGCAUUCCAAACGAGAAAAUGGAAUCCUUCUCAAAUAGUCUUUCAUCAGUGCUGGUAGAGAAAUUUAAGAACCAUUGGUAUCAAGAUUUUCCAGCUAAAGGACAAGCUUAUAGAUGUAUAAGAAUCAACCCAGAAGAACCAAAUGACCCAGUAAUGGAGAGUGCUGUACACAAGUCUGGUCUGGAAUACAAAGAUCUUAAGUUGUUUUGUGAACUGACACUAUGGGUAGAUCCUUCAGAUGUUUCUUGCAGGUUUGGUGAGGCAAACAGACCAGUCUGUACUCUUGCAACAUCUAAAGAUGGAAAUCUUGAAAACAGAGCGCACACUGUUGACAUAGAUGAAUAUUUACAGAAAGAAAAGGAUAGAUACAACAAUCAGGUGAAUAUUGUUACCACCCGAUCAUCUCUUGCAUCCCGUCCAUACAACAGCAACCAUAAUCUAGUCUAUAAUGGUUUCAAUACUUACCAACAGCAUAAUUACUACAACAACCACCGCCACCGCAAUAGUCGUCGUAAAUUGCCGUCAGAACAGCAAGUCAAUGGGGUGAGGCAUUCUCCUGAGCACGUCAACGAGGUCAGACAGCAGUUUAUGAAUCAAGUGAACAGCAUUGCAGGGAAAGCGAAUGAGAAGUCUGAAGAACAACCAUCAUCGAGCUUGUCAGAAGACAGCGGUUCAUCAUCAGACAGUAGCAAAUCACCUGAUCAAAGCCCAGAGAAAUCUCAGGAGAAAAAAUCAAAUAAAUCUCAUCAAAAUAAAGGGAAGCAUACCUCAAAUCUCAAUCAGGGAAAGUCCAAACAAGGCAGCUCAAAUCAAGGGUUUAAAAAUUUCCAGAGCAAAAGCGGAGAGCAGUUUUCUUGGGGUAAAGGAUCAGGGCCAUCUCAUAGUAAAUUCAAUCAAGCACCAAAGGUUCACUAGUAAUAAAUAAAAUGUGUUCAUUUCAUUACUAAUUGGCCAGACGAUAUUUUUAUUUAUAUCAGAGUAUUUAUAUUUUUUUUUCAUUGUUUUAUUUUUUGCUUAAUGGAAAUGAACAUGUUUCUUUGGUUGUAACUGUGCUAUAGGUAAAAUCACAAUAAACAUUGUGGGGAAAUAAUUAUGACACAUAUUUGUGAGAGCUUAUUUUAAUAGCACCUCGAAAUGAAAUACUCGUAAACAUGUGCAUACAAUGAUGCUUAAAUGGGAGAAAUACUAUUGUUUUUGCCAUAUGUAAUUUUUAGUGCUACUUAACAUUUGAAAAAGAUUUGGAAACCUGCUUGAAAACGAUUAAAAAUGCAGCAUGAAUAUUUACUAUAUUACCAGCAUAUUUUUGCACAUUACAUGUACUUCAUAUCACCAAGUUUUAGGGCAAAUUUACUUUUGAAAUAUGUGAUAGGUAUGAGAUAACAAGAAAGUGCUCUGUUCAUAGUACAUUUGUGACAAAUACUAGUUUACUGGUAGCAGGACUAAUGGUGAAGUACAUUAAACACUAUAUUUUAUUUCUUAAUUUAUGAAUCACUGUUUGUUUUCUUUGAUUUAUUGGAUAAAUUGAUUUUAAUUUUGUUUUUUGUCGAUUUUACUUGUGGUUUUAUAUUAUGAUGAGUGAAUUCAUCAACAUUUGUAUAGUUCCACAGCAUAUAAAGUGCAAAUUGUGAUAAAUCCAUCAGUUCUUGAAGUUUUAUUAAGUUCGUAGACAUUUAUGAAUGAAUUAUAUUGUAUAUAAAGAAAUUUUACUCGCACAGAAAAUUGAGUGUAGACCAAAAUAACUGAAAUAAUGUUUUAUGAAAGAUUAAAUUUAUUGUUUUAUUAACCAAUUUCCAUGACUUUUUGUCUAAGAAGAUUCAGCAAAGAUCUAAAAUAAAAAGCAUUUAACUUUCAAAGCUUUUAGAUCAAAACAGUUAUUCAUGACAUAUCUUGUUGGAACAAAACAGAAUUUUCAAAAAAUGGAAAAAAAACGUGAUUAUACCAUUGUUCAUCCAUUGACUUAUAAACAGUUGCGAAAAAGAAAAUAAAAAUUAACAAACUAUAUUUCUGUCUAUAAAUAAAUUUAUAACAAUAAAAUAAACGGAAAUGUACAAAUGAAGAAAUACUGAAAUCUUUUGAAAGUAUAUAUUUUUAAAACAUGGAAUUGAUGGAUAUAAUUGUAGUUCUGCUGUAUCGAAGAAAAGUGACACAAAAUGGAGUAGUUAAGUGUUGUUUGAAUGUUCAUUGUUCCCAAAUGGAAUGACUUCUGCAUGUUGUUUUGCAGAAUGAUUAGAUACAGUAGAACUUUUGACAAAGUACAUGUAUAGGUUUUAAAAUUAUUUUUUUUUAUAUAAACACCAGCUAGAAAUUUUUUAAUGAUUUUCAUUUGAAUUGCUGGAGAUACAACAUGGAAAAGGUAAUUUACAUAUACCAAAUUGCAUCCUGGUAGCUUUUCCUUUAAAAUGUAUGCGUUGUGGGGCCCCUUUGCAUUGUACCCCACCUAGCUGCAUUUUGGCAUAUUAUUAUUUAAAUCUCCUAAUUGGACAGAUUUUCAGAAACAACUGCCUUUUGAUGGCACUAAGUCAUGUUUAUUUUGAAAUAGCUUUUCAACCACCCUGUAGGCUGUACAAUUUGUUGUGGAAAAGAUUAUCUUACACAGAAUUUUUUUAAAAUUGUUACAUGUGCUUUUGAAGAGAUCAAUGGGUCUCAAAAUUGACUACGAAACAACAUUUCCUUUUCAAAUUUUGCCUUCAUGCUUUUUAUUAGAUUUGUUCAACUAGAUAUCAGCACUGUGAUCAGUAUUUAACGUUAACUGUCCAAACAUUGUACUUUAUUUUAUUUUGUGUUUAAAUUAAAGCAGAAUUUAAUAAGUAAAAUGUGGCUUUCAGUUUUAAGUAAUUAAUUUUUCUCGUAAGUUUCAGAUUUGUAAAAUCCAAGGUUGAAAGUUGUUCAAUACAGUAUUAAUUAUUCUUUUUGAUUGAAAAGCAAUUUUAAUAUUUUACUAAUAAUAUAACACUAGAAAAAUGGUCUGUGGACAUCUGAUCAAAUUUUAAAAAAAAAGAAUAACUUAAAUCUCAUUAUUGAAAACCUGGUUUACUUCGCCCAAUACUUCUCCGCAUUAUGUUUUGUGGUCUCCUCUGUCAUCCAUUGAUAAUUGUUUUACUUGUGUUAAUUGUUUUUUUUUUUAUUAAUAUAUAUUAUUAAUUGUGAUAAAUGUGCAGUAUGGAAUUGCUGCCAAAUUAAUUUGUGUAUUGAAUUCCAAAGUAUAUUUUAUGAAUUAUCCCAGGUGACCUCUGAAAGAUCAGUCAACAACAUAUCAUGACCUGUUCAUUAAUGUAAAUAUUCACACAUCCAGGCAGAUGGUUUAUGGUGAACCUUUUACUUGGUGCAAUACUAAUGUCUUAGCUUUAACUAGAUUUAUUUUUCAGGUUGCUUUUAAGCAUUAAUUCAGAAAAAAGAACGAAUUGAUAAAUAAUAGUAUAUUGUUAUUUUUAUGACUUUCAGUGGUCAAAACAGGGCUUACAUGGUAGAAGUGGUUCCACUUGCAGUUUAUGAAAAUGCUUGUAUUAAAAAAAUGUAACAAAUUUCAAAUUUUAUCCACCAUACACAUGCAGGUAUAAACAUUUUGAAUUACACUCCCUCAUACAUUUAAUUGUGCAUACCUGUAAUCAGAUAUUUGUAUGGUAUGGUUUGGCAGGGCUGAGCAAUGUCCCCUUAAUCUUUCCCCAAAUUGAGCUCUGGUAGUUAAAAAUUCCUUGUGUAAUUUUACUAAAGCUUGAAAGUGUAUUUUUGAACAUUCUCUAAAAUGGUCAGAAUUUGAAUUCAGAUUGUAAAUUUUGUUACCUUUGAAAUUAUACAAGUAUUUUGUAAAUUUCAUGUUGGAGCUACUUCAUUUUUAAUGCUAGAUCAAAGGACUGUAUAAAGACACAUUCUUACUUGAUGUGAAAGAGAUUGAGAGAAUGUUACAGUUAUGUGACACAUUUUAUAUAUUGAGGUCAAGUCAAAGUUAUUGAAUGUGUUCAACCCAAUUUUAUUUUUUUUCAAGUAUAAGUAUUAAAAAACAACCAUGGUCUUUUGGGGUUUAAGAUUGACUUGCAAUUGAGGUUUUUAUCCGCAAAAUUAUAUAUAAAUGAUUUUAACAAGUAGUAAAAUUUUAUAGUUUUCAUGGUGCAAAGUUUGAUUUAUGUUUAAAGGAAUAAAAAAGUCCUGCAGUUAUCUGGAAAAAUUAUAUUAUUAUCAUGUUCCAAAGCUUUCAGAAAUCAAAAUAAUUAGGGGUCACAUGUUGCCUUUUAGUUGAAAGGGAAUAUAUCAUAAGCAAUCCUGUGUCAUACAAUGAUGCAGAGACUUCAAAUAAACAAUUGAACACCAGAUUGAAGUAAAUUACCUUGACUUGACCUACUCAUUUAAUGAGGGAAAUUGCAAAUGGCUACUUGCGAAGUUUUAAAUACAAAUUUUAUAGAAGUUAAUACUUCCAUACUCAGAAAAUGUGGUCAGUCAAUUUUACUGUUUUUUAUGUUUUAUGUUAGAGAAGCUGGUUUUCAGUUAAUUUUUGCUGUUAAUAAGAUUGUAGUAAAUUGGUUGUUUAAAGGAAUAAGAACACAUGUAAACAUUUAAUUCUCAUUUCAUUAUUCUAACUAUUUCUACUGUUGCACGAACAAAACCAUCAGAAUCCAUCUAUUUUUGUUAAUUCGCACGUUAAGUUUUAUUUCAAUGCCUGUUCUUUGCAUUAACAGGGUUUGCCUGUUAAAAAAAAAUAGUGCUUAUGGAAUAUCCUUUAAGUUUGAUUUGAAAUUUAAUUGAAUUGAAUAUAAAUUUGAAAAAAAAUUCAGACAGUUUUUUUUAGGGGGGAUUUGAUGAGGUGAUUGAAGACUAGAAACCACCAUUUAUAAAAAAAACAAAGAAAUUUCGAGGUAGUUUCUGAGUCUGGAAUCUUCUUUUAAAUUAAGCAUAAAUAUAGAGAAAUUGUCUCUGUCGUAAUUAAUGAUGGAACAUGUCCACAUCCUUUUUCAGAGUAAUUAAACAAGUAAGUAGGGCUAAUACAACAUGUACUUGGUUGACAGAGAUAUUUGUGCUGUCUCAAUUGCAAGACCUUGUUCAGCUUUGUUUCUGACGGAUUUUUCUUGUGAUAUUCAGGUAAAAAAAAGUUUUUAAAAUGUCUUUUGUAUUUUCUCCAAAAUUUAGUUUUUGCCAAAAUAUUUUCUUCUGAUAUUUUUAAUCAAUAUUUUGUUCAAUUUUCAUAAAUCAUCCCUGCCAAGUUGACUAGUUGAUCUCAGACCAUGUUUACUUCAGAACAUUCAUAACUACACAAAAUGGCAUUCAUUUCCAUGUAUAAUUAUGAUCUCGUUCCUGCUGUAUCAUUUUUUAACUGUCAUUUUAUAAUCGUAGUUUAAAAAUUGAUGUAGGAUAUUUAUGCAUGUGUAACUUGACUAAGAACAUACAAUAUUAUAACUCUUGUGGAUUUUGUCAUUUAUAAUUUACUCCAUGUUGGUACAUUUGUAACUCAAAAGUUUUCCUUAUAUUUUGUAAAAAAAAUUAAAUGAAAAAUCCUAAAAUCAAUUUUUAGAGGUUUGAUAUUCAAGUCUUGAGUGGAAAAAUAAAAAAAAUUGGAAUUUCUUUUCUACAUGGGACCAAAAGUUAAAUUAGAAAAUUUGCUCUCAUUGCACCACCCCCUACGUACUGUGAUUGAAAUGACAAUCGACCUGAGCUGUAUAAUUUUAAGACUUUCCUACAAAAUUAUAUAAACAAAAGUUAUAAAUGAUGAAUAGCAUGUUUAUGUAACUGUAAGCCUUUAGAUAGAAUUUCUUUGUUUGAUGUCGAACUAUAGAAUGAAUAAUACUCAAGUUUAAUUCAGGAAAACAGUUUGUCAUGUAUUAUGUUUUGAACCUACCAAACCAUGUACCGGGUAUGAUAUGAAAAGAAAGACUAUCUUAUUAUUUUUUCAUGACAUGUUCAUUAUAAUUGUAUGCUUAUUUUUAGUCCCUUUCCUGAAAGAUUAGAACUUCUUGCUUGCUAUACAGACAUCAGACAUAGAAUUCUAUUUUAAGGCCUACAUAUUAUGGUCAUUUAAUGACUUACAAAUCUGUUAAGUAUUAGUAUAUCUUAUCUGUGUGUAUUUGAACAAGUUUUUUUCUUCUGUAAUAUUUGUAUUCAUAACUUCAUAGCAAAAACCAUACAUUAUGUUGAUUCAUUGAAAGGUGUUCAGAAUUGUGGCAUAACUUGAUAACUGUGAUAUUGAUAUACCACAGCAUUACAAGUCAAAACUUGUUGUUCCAGAGAUCUGGUAUUAAAAUUUUUAUAUAUAA
This is a messenger RNA of Mytilus californianus (California mussel), 6542 nucleotides long. Its product is annotated as BTG family protein-like. Lineage: Eukaryota; Metazoa; Mollusca; Bivalvia; Mytilida; Mytilidae. The record is from RefSeq and is a predicted model, not a curated record. Gene Ontology annotation, cellular component: nucleus; cytoplasm. The transcript is spliced from 4 exons. Bases 244 to 1218 code for a protein of 324 amino acids. Gene Ontology annotation, biological process: negative regulation of cell population proliferation; negative regulation of mitotic cell cycle.